AUGGAUCAUCCAUUAUCCUUGAAAUUGGCUUCUCUAAGCCUCGUUUCUCAGCACAAACUAGAAUGUAUUUUGUCUACAUGUGGAAAUAAAAUAGAUUUUAUUAUUGAUCCAAUGCUUAUAAAGCCUUUAGAAAGGAUUUGUGGAGUUACUUGGCUUAGACAACAUGGGGUGGAUAAAAUCUACAAAAUGGAUCCACAACUAGGUGCAACAGCCAAUACUAAACGAGCAUACUUAAUACCUGCAUGUAUUCAGAAGUAUAAAUGUGUACUAGACCAGAUAGCUUCAGUACUGAGCCUAAAUCCAUCUCUUUCGGAAACAAAGUGUUUUCACAUUAUCAUAGUCCCUAAAACUAUGUCUACAUAUGACUCUAUACUUGAAAGCAAAGGCUUAUAUGAUAUUGUUCAACUACAUUCAUUUUCCUGGGAACUAUUUAAUUUAGAUGACCAAUUGUUAAGUUUAGAAUUACCUUUUCUAUACAAGCAAGUUUUUGUUGAGCAAAAUCAGUCACUGUUGAGUAGUAUUGCUAUGUCAUUGUGGAGUUUGUUUCAUGUAACAGGCCAUCCUAAGUGUAUUUUAUCUCUUGGUAAAGUUUCAUCAAGUGUUUUGGAUGUUUUGGAAGUAUAUAAAGAAAGUUAUCAAAGGGAUUUCAUAAAUUUAGAUAAAAGUCAAGAUUUUGGGUCAUUAAUUAUUAUGGAUAGAGAUCAAGACUAUGCAUCUAGUCUGCUGACACCUGCCACAUACACUGGCCUUUUAAAUGAGAUAUUUAGUAUUAACUGUGGACAAUUAGAUCUUAAUGUUAAGGAAACAAAAAUAAAGAAAGGUAAGGUAAACUUCACAACGGAGGAAAAAUCUGAUAAAAAAACUGUUAUAACAUUAGAUAGUUUCACUGACACCUUAUAUGGAGAAAUAAAACAUAGACACUUCUCAGAAGUUUUAAGUGUUUUAAGUUCUAAAGCAAAGCUCUUAAAAAAUGAGGACAUUAAAGCGUUAGGUAUUCAAGAAAUGAAAGAUUAUGUCACUACAAAAUUACAACAAGUUACGCUAUUUAAACAUAAUUUAGUUAACCAUGUAUUAGCUUGUGAAACAAUUAUAGCAGAAAUGAAUAAUAAAUUUGAGAAUUUGACACAAACAGAAUGUGAAAUGUUAAACAAUCGAAAUAAGAAAGGAAAUUAUACUUAUGUAGAUGAGCAUUUUGGAACGGAUAUUCAUGUUUAUAAUAGCUUACGUCUUAUGUGUUUGUUAAGUUUAACCCAAGGUCUGUCUUAUGAUGAAUACAAUUCAUUAGUAAGUAAAUACUUAUUAGCUUUUGGAUAUAAGUUUUUGUAUGUUUUUAAUAAUUUAAUUAGUGCUGGACUGUUAGUGCAGCCAUCUAGCCCCAAAUUAUCCCUCAAUAUUAGCCAUUUAAGUAACCUAAGUGAGAGAUUACCCAAAUGGCAGACUGCAUUUCAGAAUACUGCAAAUAAACUCAAGCAACUACCACAAACUGAAUCUGAAAAUUCUCCUGGGUAUGUCUUUAAUGGGAGUUAUAUUCCAUUAGUUGCUGCUUUGUGUAAUACUUUAUUGACAUCUGAAUCUCUUCUUGAAGUACUAAACAAACUAUCUCCAUUAAAUGAUUUAAAAGUUGGGGGUGCUGUUAUUGAUAAACAGAAAAUAGGAAUGGAGACAUUAAAUGAAAAAUUAUCAAAUUUGUCAUUAAAUAAUUUGGAACUCAGUUGUAAAGAUGCAAAGACAAUUUUGAAAAUAUUAAAAAGUGACAGUAAAAUGAAUGGAGGAAUUAAUAUAAAGCCAAGAACAGUAUUGGUGUAUAUUAUUGGUGGAGUAACAUAUGCGGAAAUUGCUGCUUGUGAGGUGGUUCAAACUAUUACAAACAGUAAGAUAUUCAUUGCCAGCGAUUGUGUAUCUAGUGGCAGUGAUGUUAUGGCUGCAAAUGUAUAA
This is a messenger RNA of Pieris macdunnoughi, 1935 nucleotides long. The record is from the annotation of a GenBank genome assembly. NCBI's taxonomy places the organism in Eukaryota, Metazoa, Arthropoda, Insecta, Lepidoptera, Pieridae.